Molecule: messenger RNA, 3167 nt
Organism: Drosophila biarmipes
Lineage: Eukaryota; Metazoa; Arthropoda; Insecta; Diptera; Drosophilidae
Product: ankyrin repeat domain-containing protein 13C
Exons: 1
Coding region: 79-1668 (529 amino acids)
Cellular component (GO): cytoplasm
Molecular function (GO): protein binding
Source: RefSeq, a predicted model, not a curated record
UCUACACAUCCCUAGAUAAACUAAAAAAGGAAAAGAUUGAUUAAUUUAAUACCUCGGCACGGAAGACGCGACGCGACAAUGUCCAAUGAAAAGGAGGACGAGUGCGACAAGCACAAGCAGCAGGCGGAGGCGGACGGCAAGUCGACGUCGAGCGAGGAUUCGGACGAGUACCAGUCGGCCGGUGAGGGCGACGAUGGCGAAGGUGACGGUGGCGGUGAAUCCCCGACGAGCGCCACGCCCACAGCCAGAGCAGCCCCUCCACCGCCGGUAAAGCCCACGCCAGAGCCCCUGCCUCACGAUUAUCCGAUGCACCAGAGCGUCUUCGAGGACGACAUCAAAUCGCUGCAGCGCCGCCUUCUGAUGAGCACCGCCCAGGAUGAGGUUGGCCGCAAGGACAAGCACGGCAACACACCUCUCCAUUUGGCCGUAAUGCUGGGGCGGAAGCACGCGGUUCGUUUGCUCCUGGCCCAGAACGCCCCCGUCAAGAUCAAGAACAACGAGGGCUGGUCCCCGCUCUCGGAGGCCAUCAGCUAUGGCGAUCGCCAGACAAUCACCCAGGUGCUGCGCAUGCUCAAGCUGCAGUCGCGCGAGCACAUGGAGAGCCGUCGCGAAAAGCUGGUGAAUGCGUUACGCCAGAUGCAGGACUUCUAUAUGGAGUUCAAGUGGGACUUUCAAUCCUGGCUUCCGCUCGUUUCCCGCAUCCUGCCCUCGGACAUCUGCCGUCUGUACAAGUCUGGCGCCUCCAUUCGCCUGGACACCACGCUGGUGGACUUCAACGAUAUGCGUUGGGAGCGCGGCGAUAUCUCGUUCCUGUUUCGCGGCGAGGCUCCUCCCCGGGAAUCGUUGGUGCUGCUGGACAACGAGCAGGAGUGCUUCCAGCGGCUGCGCUACGAGGAAUCCGACAUGGAGGACGAGGUGGACGUGCUCAUGUCCACGGACAUACUGGCCACGCAGAUGUCCACCAAGACGAUACAGUUCGCCCGGGCACAGCGCGGCUGGAUAUUCCGUGCCAAUCGCAAGGAGCUUAUUGGCGGCCAGUACCAGUGCGAGAUCUACACCAUUCAGGGCCUGAUCCUGAAGCAGCGCAAGAGGCGUGAGCACCUGUCACACGAGGAUCUGCAAAAGAACCGCGCCAUUGUGGAGACAAUCACCAAGGGUGGCAAUCAGCAGCAGCAGCCGCAGCCGGAUGAACGUCGCUCCAGCCUUGGCAGCCAGAACUCGCCAACGGCGCCGAAUGGCAUCACACUGCCAGAGCUGCCGCGCCGCAGUUCGCUCCAGGCACCACCAGCCACCACGGUCACCUGGCGCCAGUACCUCGACGCGGAGGUGGGCAAGUGCCCGCAACUGGGUCGCACGCCCGUCCACAAGCAGUCGAACAAGACGCUGCGCGCCACAGUGGCCAUGAGCAAGGACUUCCCUCUCAGCGUGGACAUGCUGCUGGACGUUUUGGAAGUGGUGGCCCCCCUUAAGCACAUCAACAAGCUGCGCGAGUUCGUCACGCUCAAGCUGCCGACCGGUUUUCCCGUGAAGAUCGAGAUACCUGUGCUGCACACGGUCACCGCCAAGGUGACGUUUCAGAAGUUCGAGUUCCGCGACAACAUCCCCGCCAAGAUGUUCGAGGUGCCGUCGCACUACUGGGAGGAUGUGCGUCGCUUCCAGGACUUAUGACCAGGCGACGCAGAAGCCGCCCCGAAGGCCAAAGCCCCAGGCUCUGGACCGGCCGGAGCAGCGCCCGGCGUGCGUGUCGAUUUGAAUCGCAAUGCGCCGCCGCCCUCCAUUGCGGAGUUCGAUUGAGGAGGCAUCGGCGGCGGCACAUUUCGUGUUGUGUUUUUUUGUGAACACUCCAGCAGAAGCCGGAGGAUUACUGCUCCAAGAGGGCAGUGGGUUUAUGUAUGUAUGCUUAAGAGGAAACCACCCACAUACAAAAUUGCAAUUUUCACCUUUUGGAGAGGAUUCUAUUUAGUAGCCAUCGAAAUUGAUCUGAUGUUUUGGCCUUUUGGGGCACACAGCUGUCUAAAUUAAAAUGAGACGCUCUGAAAAUUGCAAUUUUGCAUUUACGUUUUGUUAUGUACUGUAUUUGUAUCUGUUUGUAACUAAGCCCUUGCCAUCAAGGGGUAUUAUUUCGUAGUAUUUAUUGUUAGAUUCAACAACAUUCUGCCCAGGCUCUCGAAACCAGCUGCUCCAUCGGCCCGGAAGCCAGAAAGUUAUUUUCCCGAAAUUGCCUCUGCUAUCUGCAGCUAAUCGCGGUGGUUGAGAAGGUAAAAAUAAGCGUCCAAUCGCCAGAAACACAGGCUGAUAGCCACGAUCCAUCCCACAAACACAUAAUCAAAAGCUAGUUAGUGAGUAAUCCAGAUGUUAACCAAAACAAACACCGUCUCUCAUUUUAUUUAUGUCCACAUCCCUUUCCGUGUUUAGUGCAAUUUCAUAUGUAGAUUUAAGGUAAACCAAGGAGGGCGGAAGUUUAUUUUCGGCCCUUUCCAAAAGAGUCUGGUCCGCGCGUUGCUUUCUUUUUAUACUUAGGCUACGUGUACUAGAGAAUCGUCCGCAAAACCAUAUUUCCUACGCCUUUCAUGAUAGUCUCAAGUAUUUCGAAGUGCGCAAAACUUAAAACAGCUUCACAAUUCAAUUAUAAACAAAUAUUUACACACAUAUGUACCAAUAUAUUUAUGUAGUUCCAUUUUAGCCAAUUAUUUAAACCGUAAAAAGCGUCUGUACUUGUAAUUGUUAAUCAACAAAAGGCGGCUGGCACCGAUUUAGUUUCGGUUCGCAUUGCUUUGCUGUGAUUUCGCCCCUAUAACCACAAUUGUUUGCCUACUCCAGAGAAUGUAUUUAUGUGAAACUGCCAUUAUUUUUUGUUUUUCCCGGGCACAAUCUUUGUUUAUGUUUGUUUUUAUAGUAUUCCAUCACCCACAUAAACGAAAUCCAUGCGAUUAUCAAAGAAAAUCGUUUUUAAACAUUUAAUACACUGUAAUCCAAGAUCCAAACACAUCCACUGAAAAAAUCUGAUAACCAAAUCGGUAUAUUUUACUAGCUAAGGGCAGUUGAUGGAAAUAUUUAUAUUUAUACGUGGCCCCCGUAAUUGUAAUUGAACCGAGCAUUUGUAUACGCUCUAAAAAAUAAAUAUAUACACACAUCCGCAAGCUGUAAAAUGUGCAACCCAAGGAAAA